This is a messenger RNA of Daldinia caldariorum, 630 nucleotides long. Its product is annotated as transport protein particle component. Gene Ontology annotation, cellular component: TRAPP complex; trans-Golgi network; cis-Golgi network. Gene Ontology annotation, biological process: regulation of GTPase activity; endoplasmic reticulum to Golgi vesicle-mediated transport. The record is from RefSeq and is a predicted model, not a curated record. NCBI's taxonomy places the organism in Eukaryota, Fungi, Ascomycota, Sordariomycetes, Xylariales, Hypoxylaceae. The coding region runs from base 1 to 630 and encodes 209 amino acids. The transcript is spliced from 3 exons.
AUGUCGUCGUUCGACCAGCCGCUCCCGCCGUUCAAUGCCUCGGACCCGACCGCCUCGUUCCUGAGCACCUCGUGCCUCGACUUCCUGAUGAUCGAGCUGGUGCCCAUGGCGUACCGCGUCGCGAACGAGCUGGAUGCGCCGGAAGCCGGGGAGAGCGGCGGCGGCAGCGGCGAUGCAGGCACGGGGGGAACGGGGGCGCAUGCCAAGUUAGACGAGGAUGAGGAGCGGGACGCGGUGUUUUUUAGAUUGGAUGGGCUGGGGUAUAGAGUUGGCUUGGGACUCGUUGAGCGCUUCUCCCGCGACCGCCCGCGCUUCAACGACACGCUCGACGCCAUCAAGUUCGUGUGCAAGGACCUGUGGAUGCUCGUCUUCAAAAAGCAGGUCGACAACCUCAAGACCAACCACCGCGGCGUCUACGUCCUCACCGACAACCUCUUCCGCCCCCUCUCCCGCAUGAGCGCCGACCCCGCCGGCCACGCCGUCGUCAGGGCCCAGCCCUUCCUCUGGUUCCCCUGCGGCAUCAUCCGCGGCGCCCUCGCCGCCAUGGGCAUUGCCGCCACCGUCCAAGCAGAGACUAGCGAGCUUCCCGGCGCCGUCUUCCAGAUCAAGACCGCGCCUGUGAAGCAAUAG